Messenger RNA from Eimeria necatrix, 1134 nucleotides. Its product is annotated as 3-oxoacyl-(acyl-carrier-protein) synthase III family protein, putative. NCBI's taxonomy places the organism in Eukaryota, Apicomplexa, Conoidasida, Eucoccidiorida, Eimeriidae. The record is from RefSeq and is a predicted model, not a curated record. The transcript has 6 exons. The coding region runs from base 1 to 1134 and encodes 377 amino acids. Gene Ontology annotation, molecular function: 3-oxoacyl-[acyl-carrier-protein] synthase activity. Gene Ontology annotation, biological process: fatty acid biosynthetic process.
AUGGCGGGGCUCGGCCAAAAGGCCUCGCCACUUCUUUUCUUCUUCUUUCUCUUCCUGGGGGGCCCCCUCUCGGGGGCCCUCUCUGAGUUCAUUCGAAUUUCCGGAAAUGAACGCGAGUUUGCGUGUGGUUUCUGCGGAUCGGCGCAGUGGAUCCGGACGCGGACGGGCAUAGCUGCGCGGCGCGUGCUGCGGCACGGCGAGGCGCUGCGGGACUUGUCCGUGGCAGCAGCAAAGAAAGCCCUCGCAGCCAGCGGCCUCAAAGCCAACAACUUGGACAUUUUGCUUCACGCCUCUUCUUCUCCCGACGACCUCUUCGGCGACGGCCCCUGGCUGGCUGCGCAGCUGCAGCAGCCCGGAGACCCCCCGGCCCCCGCCUUCGACUUGACUGCCGCCUGCUCCGGCUUCGUCGUCGGCCUCAUCACAGCAAACAUGUACCUGUCGAGCCCGGGCAGCCCCUACCGCACGGCGCUGCUCGUGGGCUCCGACGCCCUCAGCCGCUGGCUGGACUGGAAGGACAGAAACACUUGCAUAUUAUUUGGAGACGGAGCAGGAGCAGCAGUGCUGUCUGCUGCUGCUGCUGCUCCUGCUGCUGCUGCUGCUGCUGCUGCUGCUGCUGAGCAGCAGCAGCAAGACCCGCAGAAGCCCCUCGGACUCCUCAGUUAUGUGCUGCACAGCGACGGCUUCGAACAAAAGCAAAUUCAACUCCACUUCAGAGGCGCGGAGGCGCCGCUCUCGCUGCGGCGCCCAGGUGGGGGCUGCGUGAGCGUGAGCAGCGGGGCGUUUGCGCCGCUGUCGAUGAACGGGCGAGAAGUCUUCAAGUUUGUGUCUCGAAAAGUGCCGCAGUCUUUGGAAGCAGCUUUUGCUGCUGCUGGCGUUGCUGCAGCAGAAGUCGACUGGCUGCUGCUGCACCAGGCCAACAAACGCAUUCUCGACGCUGUCGCCGACAGACUCAACAUCCCCAAACACAAGAGUCGCUGCUGCUGCUGUCGCUGCUGCAGUCGCUGCUGCUGCUGUUGCUGCUGCAGUCGCUGCUGCAGUGUCCAAGAAGGAAAAGUCAAAAAAGGAGAUGUCAUUGCCAUAGCGGGCUUCGGCGCGGGGCUCACGUGGGCAGCAGCAGUGCUGCGGUACGGCUAG